Molecule: messenger RNA, 4438 nt
Organism: Dreissena polymorpha
Lineage: Eukaryota; Metazoa; Mollusca; Bivalvia; Myida; Dreissenidae
Product: sodium-dependent multivitamin transporter-like
Exons: 16
Coding region: 933-2870 (645 amino acids)
Biological process (GO): transmembrane transport; sodium ion transport
Cellular component (GO): membrane
Molecular function (GO): symporter activity
Source: RefSeq, a predicted model, not a curated record
GAAAAACCCGAUUUACAGACAAACCGCAUCUGCUUAUCUACAGAUGCGUUAUCGCGGGCUAAGACAUACGACGGCUUCCCAUGGUAAUGUCUAGCAUUCCCGAGAGGUAACGAGGAGGUCACGGAAGUUAAUUUAAGGGUCUUAAGGGUCGUCAUAGGUUGUGCUUACACCGUCGGAAUAUUUAGUUUAUGUAUUUUGCGGAAUACUGUCAGUUGUUAAGUUUUAACAAAGAAUGUGCUUUUACACAUUACACUAAUUACAUUAAUUGUAAGUGGUUACAUUUCAGAACGACGGAUAUACCAUGUAUGACGUAAAAUGAACCACCGUUGAUUUCUCACGUGAUAAUAAAAGGUUCUGUGGAGAGCACCGGACAUAAAAAUAUAAUGUGCGUGGAUUAAUUGAUGUGAAUUUCUGGUUUUCAUUGUCAGGACCUGCUUCCCGUGACUUCCGUAUAUAAAUAGUGUCUUCAAAGAGUAAUUGCCUCGUACUGAAUGCUCUUACAGCAAUUUUUAAAAGCUCUGUGUGAAUCGUAAAACGCUUCCGCUUUUUUUCAGUUUACAAAACGCGUCCGAGCUAAAAAUCAGUUAAUACUAUAAACGAAGACGCACUUCGAUCGCGUCGGUGGUAGUUAAUCUUUAUGUUUAUAAUAUAAUAAUAAACUAUAAAUGUAUACAUAUUUUUUAUGAGACCAAGUUGACGAUAAUAAUUUUAUAUUCAUUUUCCGAAGAAUUAAGUGACUGUAGCGAAUUCUCAUUCUUGGUGAAAAUAAACGCCUAUCGUUAUCGUAACUUUUCGCUCAGAUACUGUUUUGUCUGCUGUAAAUACUUACUCUCGGUGACAAACGCUGCCGGUUCCCGCGCCGUUUUUUGGCGGCCUGUGACUAAAGCGUCUGCUGUGCUAUUCUCGGUUACUUGACUGGACGCAACAUCACCAUGACUACCACGUUUUCCGCCCUGGAUUACUGCCUGUUCGUCGCGGUACUUCUCGUCUCCGCCAUCGUGGGUGUCUACUACAUGCUUAAGGAAAGAUGGGCCGCAAAACAAGCGACCAGCGACGACCUCCUGAUGGGAGGGCGCCAGAUGGCGGUUUUUCCGGUGGCGAUGUCGCUGAUCGCCAGCUAUAUGUCGGCGAUCACGGUUCUCGGCAUCCCGACGGAGAUGUACGUAUUUGGUUCCCAGUACUGGCUUGUGGCUCUGUCCGGAAUCCUCACGUAUCCGGUCACGUGUCACGUGUUCCUUCCAUUCUUCCAUAAGAUGCAUCUGAACAGCGCGUACCAGUACCUAGAAAUACGCUUCAGUCCGACGACAAGAUAUUUAGCGUCCAUAAUCUUCUCGGUCGAAAUGAUACUGUACAUGGCUGUUGUCCUGUAUGCCCCGGCACUGGCUCUUAACGAAGUGACCGGCCUCUCUCUGUGGGGAUCCAUUCUGGCUGUGGGCGUCGUGGUCACGUUCUACACCUCCAUGGGAGGCUUGCGGGCGGUGCUAUGGACGGACACGUUCCAGACCCUGGUGGUGAUAUUCGGCCUUAUCGGCAUCAUCGGUAUAGGUUCGAGCCAGCUUGGAGGCCUAGGGCGGGUCUGGAACAUCGCCAGUGAGGGAGGCCGCAUUAACUUCUGGAACUUCAGCAUAAGCCCGUUCGAGCGCUGCACUUUCUGGGGUCUAACCGUUGGCAGUUUCAUCGGUCAGCUGACCAUCUACGGGGCCAAUCAGACCAUGCUUCAGCGCUAUAUGAGCAUCAGCGACGUCCGCAAGUCCCAACUCGCCCUUUACGUGAGUCUUCCAGUCACCAUCGGUCUAGUAACCUUGGUGUGCAUUUCCGGUCUCGUGAUAUACGCUGCCUACCACACAUGUGACCCGUUUCUGGCCGGUGAGCUAAUUUCUAGGGACCAGCUAUUGCCCUACUACGUGAUGGAGACGCUGGGCUCGAUCCCCGGGGUUCCGGGGCUAUUUGUGGCCUGUAUUUUCAGUGCAGCUCUCAGCUCGAUUUCCUCGUGUCUGAACGCGCUGUCGAUCACGCUGCUCGAGGACCUAAUCAAGCCCGCUCUGCACAUGCGCAGAAGCGCUCUGACGGCUCAAGCGGAGACUAAACUAGCCAAACUUUUGGGUGCAGCAGGUGGCUUGGUUGUCAUUGGUUUCGCCUUUCUGUCUACAAUACUUGGAACCACUGUGCUGCAGAUUAUGAUCAGUGUUCUUGGUAUGGCUGGAGGACCGCUGCUGGGUCUCUUCCUCAUGGGGAUGUUUAUGCCCUGCGUCAACUCCAAGGGAGCCGUGAGUGGUCUCGUUGUCAGCACAAUUGUCAUAUUCUGGAUUGUGAUUGGCUCAUACAUUUACCAAGCGCCUCAACCAGAGCUCUCGUUAACCACGUCUGGUUGCGUGACCAGCCCCGUUGCGCAUUUACUAAGCGACUACCGUGUGAACGAGCUUGAUUUACUGCACCACAGCACUAUGGGCGACAUGCAAGGCACCUCUAUACCAUCUUUGUAUAGUGAAUGGGUCGGUUUGAAGAGGAUCUACACGCUUUCCUUUCUCUGGUACCCCACGCUAGCGAUCUGUGUCGCCAUAGUGGUCGGGGUGUUUGUAAGCUGGGCCACAGGUUGGACGUCUUCGUCGAAGCCGGUAAGUCAGCAGUACGUAUAUCCGGUUUCCCAGAAAUGUCUCGGCUGGAUCCCGGCCUGCUUUAGGCGCUUUCUUCAGUGCGACACCUGGUGGACAUUUAAUAUCCGAAGCGCGGACAGCAUGCUGACCGAUGACGAAUCCAGUGAGGACGAGCUUGGAGUCGAACCGCGCAUGCGCAUAGCAUUCAAGAAAUUGCCUAGUUCAUCUGCACACAAGGGGAAGUCAAUGAGCCGUUUGGAUGAAAGCAGUGUUUAAAGAUGAAGAAUACAUUAAGACGUUUCUUUACAAUUUAUACCGAAGGCUAAGGCUCCCGCGGAGACGUGAUGUUACGCGUGUAAAGUAUAAACAUUUAAUGGAUGAGUCUUUUGUCAAGUUCAUGAACAUGUUAUUAUUGAUAUGGGACACAUUUCACAGGCCCAUGUGAAUUAUUUUACGUGUGACAACUGCAACCCUUUAUCGUUCGAAUGCUACAUGUCAAGUAACAUAGAAUGUUAUAUAAUAUUUAUUUGAUAUGCAUAUGUAAAAAUGUUUAAUCGGAAAAAGAAAACUGUAAGUAAUUUACAUUAUAUUAAAAUAUUGAUUUUCAGUACACGAAUUGAGUUCGCAUAUCCAUACAAAAUGAUUGUUUCUCCGUGCAUUUAUCUUGACGAUUGGUUUAUAUAUGGAGCAAAUUAAUCAACAUAAGUUCGAUUUCUAUUGAAAGACUGCACAUAAUUCUGAACAAUUGUUACAUCAAAUAAUAUUUUAUUCACAUGAUAGAUUUAUUCUUUUGUUUAUCAUUUAUUAUAUAAGAAGACAUACAAGAGCGGCAGUGCAAUUUAUUGACAUAAACUUUACAGCUUUUUGCAAUGUGUACAUUGUUUCACAUAUAUCUAUGUAUAGUGUAUUAUAACUUGAUUACGAAUUCGUGAAGCUCAUUGUUUAUGUUCACAUAUAUGUUUUUCACAUAUGACAUAACAUGCACAUAUAUGGCUAUACUUUUGCUCGACUAACAUAUGCAGAUAAUGAAUACCAUAACUCUAAUGGUUUUAUUUAAAAAAAACACGGAAGAUAAAAACCAUAACCAUAGUACAGUUAUUAAAAUGUCAUACAAGUUGAGUUGAUGUGCAAACAUACUAGAUACAAGGAAAUUAAGUAUUUAAUGAUCGAACAACUAUAUACAGGGCGAAUCAACGUUUGUCUAUGAGUCGAUAAUAAUUACGUAAGUUAAAAUAGGAACGUACGUUUUUUUUUUAAAUCAUGAAUUCAAUACAUUCAAAUAUAAGUGGUAUUUACUUAGAGUACGCUUUCAUAAAUUCUUUUCGCUGCCAAAUUAAGACUUUGCAUAUCAUAAUAAAAUGGUUUUCUUCUUCAGUAUCUGUAGCAUGAUAUUUUGAUCUACUUGUUUCCAUGGCUAAUUUGUGAGACGACAAUCGUAAUAUUUAAAGACAAAUUCUCUCUUUGUUUAACAAACUAUCAAAUUAGGUUAACAGUUUUACGUACGUUCAAAUAGAAUGUUGUUCAUUUAUGACAGGCAAUAAUAAAUUGACUUGAGCCAACAUUGUUGAAAAAUAUACCUACUACCGUAGAUUUAAAAUCUAUAUUGAAUGUAUCUAGAUUGACACAGCAGAUGAGUAUUCAACAUGUUUGAAAAACCGUAACCAUUCAACAGUUUGUUUACAUUUAGAGCAAAAUUGAUUUUUUGCAAUGUUUCAAAUAUGCUCAUACAAUUGAUUGUGUUACUUGAAAGUAUUGUUUUACACCAUAACUUUAUUAUACGUACGUAACUGCUUAUGUAAAGUGGAAAUAUUUCUAGUUUCCAAUAUACUGACCACCCCCCAUCA